Messenger RNA from Trichoderma aggressivum f. europaeum, 1482 nucleotides. RefSeq lists its product as uncharacterized. Bases 1 to 1482 code for a protein of 493 amino acids. Gene Ontology annotation, molecular function: oxidoreductase activity. The transcript is spliced from 2 exons. The record is from RefSeq and is a predicted model, not a curated record. Lineage: Eukaryota; Fungi; Ascomycota; Sordariomycetes; Hypocreales; Hypocreaceae.
AUGCAGCGGCGGCAGACAAACGGCGAGAGCAAGUCUCGAGUCGCCAUCGUCGGCACUGGACUGGCGGGCCUGACGACGGCGUAUCUGCUGCACAACGACAAGCACAGGCGCUACGAGGUGACGCUCUUUGAACAGGCUCCCAGGUUCUCGCUCGAUGCCGCCUCCGUCACCGUCAAGAAUGACAAGACGGGCGCCCUCGAGCGCAUCGACAUCCCCCCUCGCAGCUUCUGCAGAGGCUACUAUGGCAACCUGUGCCGCAUGUACGACCAUCUCGGCGUGCCCUUUCAGCGAGUCCAGCUCGUCUGGGUCUUUGCCAAAGUCUCCGCCGCCACGCAGACCCAGAUCCCCAGCCGGGACGCCGCCGAGACGAUGCCCGGCAGCUACUUUGUCUACGGCAAGCGGCUGCACGAGGCGCUGCUCGUCUCGCCGCAUUUCUGGCGCGGGUCGCUGCAAAACAUCCUGCAGACGUUUUACCUGGCCGUUUGCCACAUCUGGUUCUUUGCUGCUUGUUUCUUGCUGAGGCCGCUGACGAUUAAGCCCGAGGCGUAUCUGGAUGUGAAGUCGGGCUCCAAGGAUGUUGCCAGUUGCGAGUCGUUCCGGCAGUACCUCGAUCGAGUCCGGCUGCCGCAGAACUACGUGCUGUAUUACCUGCUGCCUGUGCUGAGCAUCAUCUGCAGCUGUUCUCACGCCGAGAUGCUGGAUUUCCCGGCCAGUGAUGUGACGGAAUUCAUGAAGGGGUCGUUUUUGCGAAAGACGUAUGUUGCCAGCGGCGGAAUCAACCGAGUUCAGGCGACACUGGCUGAAGGAAUCGAAGACGUCCGGCUGGAAACCAGAGUUACAAAGGUGGACCGAGUCGAUGGAGGAGUCUUGAUCCGCCAUGAAGGCACACAAGACGCCACACGCUCUACUUGCGAGGAGACAUUUGAUCACGUAGUGCUCGCCGUGUCGCCAAAUGUGGCAGCCGCCAUCUUUAACCCGUCCAAGCCCAUGCUGAGCGUCAUCCCCACGGUUCCCGUCACAAGCACAGUCGUUGCUCCUCCGUCUUCGGGAUUGUCUAUUGUGCAGGAGCAGACUCAUAUCCCGUCUGGACAGUGCUCAUACCGCCGCGGCGACGCUCAAAUCAUGGCCUUUAGGACGACCUUUUCCGAGAGCGUCGUCCAGACCGAGUCAUUGCACUAUCUGUCUGACGGACUCGUCGUCAGGACGAGCCCUGUUGGAGAUGCGCCCGAGUUGAAGGGCGCGCUGGACACGUCGAGGUUUACGCGGACGCUGCGCACCACGGAAAGCAGAGCCAUGGUGCAGAGAGUCAUGGGGACGGGCAAAUCGGAUCCUGCAGAGACGGGGGUGUGGGUGAAUGGAAGGGAUAACGUGUGGAUUGUGGGAUCUUGGUGCUGGGACGGCAUGGUGCUGCUGGAGGGAUGUAUCAUGUCGGCAAUGAGGGUGGCACGAGAUCUUGGCGUGGCUGUCCCGUGGCAGCAGUAG